Chanos chanos (milkfish) is the source of this 488-nucleotide messenger RNA. It is a transcript of the gene rps25, whose product is annotated as ribosomal protein S25. Bases 54 to 428 code for a protein of 124 amino acids. NCBI's taxonomy places the organism in Eukaryota, Metazoa, Chordata, Actinopteri, Gonorynchiformes, Chanidae. The transcript is spliced from 5 exons. The record is from RefSeq and is a predicted model, not a curated record.
GACGUGCGAGCUCCUGCACUUCCUCUCUCUCUAGCUGCUCGCGAAGCCCCAACAUGCCGCCUAAAGAUUCCAAGCAAAAGAAGGAUUCGGGAAAGUCCAAAAAGGACAAGGAUCCCGUCAACAAAUCCGGGGGCAAAGCCAAAAAGAAGAAGUGGUCCAAAGGAAAGGUGAGGGACAAGCUGAACAACCUGGUUCUCUUUGACAAGGCCACUUAUGACAAACUGUACAAAGAGGUUCCCAACUACAAGCUCAUCACACCCGCCGUGGUGUCUGAAAGACUGAAGAUCAGAGGCUCCCUGGCCCGCGCUGCUCUUCUGGAACUGCUUGGCAAAGGUAUGAUCAAGCUGGUGUCAAAGCACAGAGCACAGGUGAUCUACACACGCAACACCAAGGGCACCGAGGAGGCUGCUCCAGAGAAAGAGGCGUAGAGGUUCUUCUCUGGCGUGUGAUGGUGUUUUGUAUAGACGAAUAAAGUACAAAAAAAAAAC